Molecule: messenger RNA, 1930 nt
Organism: Owenia fusiformis
Lineage: Eukaryota; Metazoa; Annelida; Polychaeta; Sabellida; Oweniidae
Source: the annotation of a GenBank genome assembly
GAAAAAUAUUUUCAGGUCAGAGUCGUGUCAGAGACUAAAGAUCGUAUGAUGGAUAAAUUAUACGCAAAUCCCAGAAAUGAUUAUGAACGGUUUUCGAACAAAGUACUUGAAGCUGAGUUCAAUAUGCCUAAAAGUAAACAACAGGUACAAGAAAAAGUCAAUAGAAUGUGGCCGACUUAUAAAAGGGAUCAAGAAAAACUCAAUUCUUACAUGAAUAAGACCACCUCGGCAGAUACAUGUAAAUCAAAAAUUACCAAUUAUUUUUCACCUACACCCAAGCCAAAACCCGAUAAUUCUUGUGGUAUCCAAAGUGAAUGUAACAAUUAUGAUGUCAACAAUAACAAUAACCACUUUGCAGACCCCAUGAAAUGCACAGCUGGGGUUCGACAAAUGAGACAUGAGGCAUUUGAGACUGUCACCUGUACUGAAAAUCAAUUAACCAUUCUGAAAAGUUUCUUGAGAGUUUUACAACCUGAAAGUGAACUUAAAGUUUUAGAGCAUCCUGAUCUUAUCAGUGCACCAGCAUUUAUAAAACCAUUAGUUACAGUAGCAACUUCAUAUCUUGUGUUCAUGAACACCAGAGAUAAUUAUGAUCAGUUGUAUGUGAAGCAAAAGAAGGGAACCAUUGUAAAUACUGAGAUGGCACAACUAUCUAAGAUGAUGGACAUUUUCAAGCAAAAAUUGAUUGAUAUAGAUGCUAUAAAACUGGACUUGUCUAAAAUGUUAUUCCAAACAGCUCAGAGAAAGGCGAACCAUAUAUCUGAACUAAUGGCACAAAUAGGGAGUAUUGACACUAAAAUAAAUGAUGUAUUGAAGCGUCUACGAUCCCUUAUAUCUAUAAAAUCCAGACAGGCAGACCCCCACCCCAACAAGACACCAUACUUUGUCCAGUGCUCAAACAAUAAAAGUCUGACAUGGGAUGAUGCCAUGGUCAAUUUGAUUGAAUCAAAUGUCCAAUUACCAGGCCCCCUUGAUUCAAGUGAUAUUUUAAAAUGUGCAUCCAAUUUACGUGAGACAACAAUUAUGAAGCUGAAUGAUCUAGUCGAAGGACCUCUGAAGCAGAAAUACCCAGACUCCAAGAAAAUGACAUAUGGUUUGAACUUAAGCAUUUGCAAGAAUCUUCAAGAACAUCUACCUGUCAUGAUUGUCAGACAAGCUUUCUCAUUUGUAUUGGUGAACAUACAUGAAUUAUACUACAAUGCCACAUUGUUUGAGGACCUAGUUAACAUAGACAUAGCAGAUGAGCAAGCCAAAGAUACGCAGAAUAAGAUACAAAGAGAGAGAACAAGACCUGGACCAAAACCUGGACAUGGGGGGCGACAGCCGCUUCAUAAGAAAUACCCAAACAUAGUUGAUGGAGCAGUCAACUAUAUGAUGCUACAUGGAUUUGCUGCUCAGCAACGUAGACGUACUGAUGUGGCUACAUCUGUUGGUGUAACAACCAAAGACUUGAGAAAGCAUCUUAUCGAAACCAUUCCAGAUCUGACGACUAUAUCAACCAGUACUGUCUCUCGUCUCAUGAUGCCUACUAACCUCAAUUUUAAGAGUGCUAAGUACUACAAAGGUGUAAUCAGAGCAAAGGUCCCUGCCAAGAAUAAUAGCCUCAAAAAGGAUCAUCCUGAUCUUCAGUUCAUUAGAUCACAAAUAGCAACAGCAAAUGAAAUAGCAACACAAUAUCAACACAAUGUACAUUUGUUCAGUUGUGAUGACAAAAACAAAGUGGCAGUUGGCACUUUAGCAGUAUCGCGAUACCAUCAAAUAAAAAAAUUCUUCUUAGAGGGUGAUGAACCAAAUUACCAGGAUCAUGACUUCCCAUUUCCGAAUGCGAAAAUUAUUCCGAGUGGAUAUUUGCUUCUAGAUAAUAGUAAAAACUGCAAACAAAGAUCGAGAAGUUGUGAACGUGUAAACAUGAAGAACAGACAAGUGCGUA